Messenger RNA from Symphalangus syndactylus (siamang), 3638 nucleotides. RefSeq names its product GATA binding protein 2 (gene GATA2). Gene Ontology annotation, molecular function: zinc ion binding; RNA polymerase II cis-regulatory region sequence-specific DNA binding; DNA-binding transcription factor activity, RNA polymerase II-specific. NCBI's taxonomy places the organism in Eukaryota, Metazoa, Chordata, Mammalia, Primates, Hylobatidae. Gene Ontology annotation, cellular component: nucleus. Gene Ontology annotation, biological process: positive regulation of angiogenesis; cell fate commitment; positive regulation of transcription by RNA polymerase II. The record is from RefSeq and is a predicted model, not a curated record.
UCUGAGGGAGCAUCCCUGAGGUCAGGGGCGCGCGUGUGCGCUCCAGAGAGGGCGGGAGCGGCCUGGAGUGUGGAUGCGCAGGGUGUGCGCGCCCUGAGUGCCUAGCGGCCCUUGGCCGGCCAGGCGGCUGGACCUGGUAGGCCGAGUGCAGAGCCCCGGGCAUCCUCCUGCCCCCUGCGGCGCUCCCGCCCCCGUCGCCACCCCCUGCCCCCCCGCAAAGUGAUGUCGAAAUAAAAAGCCGCGUUGCGGCCGGUGGGGGAGAGGCAUCGUGAGCGCGAGGAAGGUAGCGAGGCCAGCGCCGCCCCGGGACUCGCUGCUCAAGUCUGUCUAUUGCCUGCCGCCACCUCCAUCCUAGCAGGGCCCCGUCGCCCACCAGGCGGACAAAAGCGGUCCGCUGAACACCAUGCGGCCGCUCGGCGUGCCGCCCAGGCUCUGCUGGUGAGCGCCGCCACCCCGCGCCCAGGUCCCGCGAGCCCGCCUGCCGCGCACCUCGCCAGCUCUGCUCCAGGCCCCGUCCGCCCGGGGGCGCCGCCCACCGCGCCUCGCUCGGGCCGUUGCCGCCUCCACCCAGACCCUGAGCCGCCGCCGCCGGGCAUGGAGGUGGCGCCCGAGCAGCCGCGCUGGAUGGCGCACCCGGCCGUGCUGAAUGCGCAGCACCCCGACUCGCACCACCCGGGCCUGGCGCACAACUACAUGGAACCCGCGCAGCUACUGCCUCCAGACGAGGUGGACGUCUUCUUCAAUCACCUCGACUCGCAGGGCAACCCCUACUACGCCAACCCCGCUCACGCGCGGGCGCGCGUCUCCUACAGCCCCGCGCACGCCCGCCUGACUGGAGGCCAGAUGUGCCGCCCACACUUGUUGCACAGCCCGGGUUUGCCCUGGCUGGACGGGGGCAAAGCAGCCCUCUCUGCCGCUGCGGCCCACCACCACAAUCCCUGGACCGUGAGCCCCUUCUCCAAGACGCCACUGCACCCCUCAGCUGCUGGAGGCCCUGGAGGCCCACUCUCUGUGUACCCAGGGGCUGGGGGUGGGAGCGGGGGAGGCAGCGGGAGUUCAGUGGCCUCCCUCACCCCCACAGCAGCUCACUCUGGCUCCCACCUUUUCGGCUUCCCACCUACGCCACCCAAAGAAGUGUCUCCUGACCCUAGCACCACGGGGGCUGCUUCUCCAGCCUCAUCUUCCGCGGGGGGUAGUGCAGCCCGAGGAGAGGACAAGGACGGCGUCAAGUACCAGGUGUCACUGACGGAGAGCAUGAAGAUGGAAAGUGGCAGUCCCCUGCGCCCAGGCCUAGCCACUAUGGGCACCCAGCCUGCUACACACCACCCCAUCCCCACCUACCCCUCCUAUGUGCCGGCGGCUGCCCACGACUACAGCAGCGGACUCUUCCACCCCGGAGGCUUCCUGGGGGGACCGGCCUCCAGCUUCACCCCUAAGCAGCGCAGCAAGGCACGUUCCUGUUCAGAAGGCCGGGAGUGUGUCAACUGUGGGGCCACAGCCACCCCUCUCUGGCGGCGGGACGGCACCGGCCACUACCUGUGCAAUGCCUGUGGCCUCUACCACAAGAUGAAUGGGCAGAACCGGCCACUCAUCAAGCCCAAGCGAAGACUGUCGGCCGCCAGAAGAGCCGGCACCUGUUGUGCAAAUUGUCAGACGACAACCACCACCUUAUGGCGCCGAAACGCCAACGGGGACCCUGUCUGCAACGCCUGUGGCCUCUACUACAAGCUGCACAAUGUUAACAGGCCACUGACCAUGAAGAAGGAAGGGAUCCAGACUCGGAACCGGAAGAUGUCCAACAAGUCCAAGAAGAGCAAGAAAGGGGCAGAGUGCUUCGAGGAGCUGUCGAAGUGCAUGCAGGAGAAGUCGUCCCCCUUCAGUGCAGCUGCCCUGGCUGGACACAUGGCACCUGUGGGCCACCUCCCGCCCUUCAGCCACUCCGGACACAUCCUGCCCACUCCAACGCCCAUCCACCCCUCCUCCAGCCUCUCCUUCGGCCACCCCCACCCGUCCAGCAUGGUGACCGCCAUGGGCUAGGGAACAGAUGGACGUCGAGGACCGGGCACUCCCGGGAUGGGUGGACCAAACCCUUAGCUGCCCAGCAUUUCCCGAAGGCCGACACCACUCCUGCCAGCCCGGCUCGGCCCAGCACCCCCUCUCCUGGAGGGCGCCCAGCAGCCUGCCAGCAGUUACUGUGAAUGUUCCCCACCGCUGAGAGGCUGCCUCCGCACCCGGCUGCUGCCCAGGUGGGGUUUCCUGCAUGGACAGUUGUUUGUUUGGAGAACAACAAGGACAACUUUAUGGAGAGAAAAGGAGGGGACGGGACAGACGAAGGCAACCAAUUUUAAAAGGAAAAAGGAUUAGGCAAAAAUAAUUUAUUUUGCUCUUGUUUCUAACAAGGACUUGGAGACUUGGUGGUCUGAGCUGUCCCAAGUCCUCCGGUUCUUCCUCGGGAUUGGCGGGUCCACUUGCCAGGGCUCUGGGGGCAGAUUUGUGGGGACCUCAGCCUGCACCCUCUUCUCCUCUGGCUUCCCUCUCUGAAAUAGCCAAACUCCAGGCUGGGCUGAGCCAAAGCCAGAGUGGCCAUGGCCCAGGGAGGGUGAGCUGGUGCCUGCUUUGACGGGCCAGGCCCUGGAGGGCAGAGACAAUCACGGGCGGUCCUGCACAGAUUCCCAGGCCAGGGCUGGGUCACAGGAAGGAAACAACAUUUUCUUGAAAGGGGAAACGUCUCCCAGAUCGCUCCCUUGGCUUUGAGGCCGAAGCUGCUGUGACUGUGUCCCCUUACUGAGCGCAAGCCACAGCCUGUCUUGUUUGUCAGGUGGACCCUGUAAAUACAUCCUUUUUCUGCUAACCCUUCAACCCCCUCCCCUCCUACUCUGAGACAAAAGAAAAAAUAUUAAAAAAAAUGCAUAAGCUUAACUCGCUGAUGAGUUAAUUGUUUUAUUUUUAAACUCUUUUUGGGUCCAGUUGAUUGUACGUAGCCACAGAAGCCCUGCUAUAAAAGGAAUAAAACCUACACACAAGGUUGGAGCUUUGCAAUUCUUUUUGGAAAAGAGCUGGGAUCCCACAGCCCUAGUAUGAAAGCUGGGGGUGGGGAGGGGCCUUUGCUGCCCUUGGUUUCUGGGGGCUGGUUGGCAUUUGCUGGCCUGGCAGGGGGUGAAGGCAGGAGUGGGGGGCAGGUCAGGACCAGGACCCAGGGAGAGGCUGUGUCCCUGCUGGGGUCUCAGGUCCAGCUUUACUGUGGCUGUCUGGAUCCUUCCCAAGGUACAGCUGUAUAUAAACGUGUCCCGAGCUUAGAUUCUGUAUGCGGUGAUGGUGGGGUGUGGUGGCUUGUGAGGGGCCCCUGGCCCAGGAGGAGGAUUGUGCUGAUGUAGUGACCAAGUGCAAUAUGGGCGGGCAGUCGCUGCGGGGAGCACCACGGCCAGAAGUAACUUAUUUUGUACUAGUGUCCGCAUAAGAUAAAGAAUCGGCAGUAUUUUCUGUUUUUAUGUUUUAUUUGGCUUGUUUUAUUUUGGAUUAGUGAACUAAGUUAUUGUUAAUUAUGUACAACAUUUAUAUAUUGUCUGUAAAAAAUGUAUGCUAUCCUCUUAUUCCUUUAAAGUGAGUACUGUUAAGAAUAAUAAAAUACUUUUUGUGAA